Temnothorax curvispinosus is the source of this 3115-nucleotide messenger RNA. It is a transcript of the gene PPO, whose product is annotated as phenoloxidase 1. The coding region runs from base 152 to 2236 and encodes 694 amino acids. Lineage: Eukaryota; Metazoa; Arthropoda; Insecta; Hymenoptera; Formicidae. Gene Ontology annotation, molecular function: oxidoreductase activity. The transcript is spliced from 9 exons. The record is from RefSeq and is a predicted model, not a curated record.
GCCCGGUUACAUAAAGACCCGCCGUUGUCUCUGAAGCAACGUCGCGAUCCUUACUCUCGUUUUCGUUAUCGAAGUUUACUGAUUUCCGAAGCGCACGAUCGCGUGAUCGUCGAUCUUGUCAAGUUAGUGCGUACACUUGUUGACCGUCAACAUGGGGAGUAAGAAAUCGGAUAUUCUGUACCUGUUCGAUCGACCGGCGGAGCCGGUGUACGUGCCCAAGGGAGAGAACAAAGUCGCUUUCGAUGUACCAGCUAACUACUUGCCUGGGGAUCGGCAACAGAAUGCUCCCGCUAUUGUGAACCGUUUCGCCGAUGAUACUGCGUCGAAAAUUUCAGUGAAGCAGAUCAGUCUGCCUGAUUUGAGCGUCCCUCUUCAACUCGGACGUCGAGAACCCUUCUCUCUUUUCAUCCCUAAGCAUCGCAAAUUAGCCGCACGACUUAUCGACAUUUUCUUGGGUAUGCGAACGUACGACGACUUUCUUUCGGUGUCGGUUUACUGUCGCGAUCGCGUUAAUUCCGAGAUGUUCAUCUACGCGCUUUCGGUGGCGAUGCUGAAUCGUCCCGAUACCAAGAAUCUACCGAUACCACCGCUGUCAGAAAUUUUCCCGGACAAGUACAUCGACAGCGGGAUAUUUGCCAGAGCGAGGGAGGAAGCCAACGUUGUACCAGCUGGCUCCAGGGUGCCUAUCGAAAUUCCGCGAGAUUAUACUGCGUCGGAUCUUGACGAGGAACAUCGCGUGGCUUAUUGGAGGGAAGAUAUCGGGAUCAAUCUUCAUCACUGGCACUGGCAUCUGGUCUAUCCGUUCGAGACCGACAUCAGGAUUGUUAACAAGGAUCGGCGUGGCGAGCUAUUCUACUAUAUGCACCAUCAGAUCCAAGCCAGAUACAAUUGCGAGCGUCUGUGCAACCGAUUGGGCCGAGUGAAGCGCUUCCACAAUUGGCGCGAGCCAAUCCCGGAGGGUUAUUUCUCCAAGUUAGAUUCGUUGGUGGCCAGUCGCACUUGGCCCGCCCGCCCCGCCGGCGCCGUUCUCAAAGAUAUCAACCGUCCUGUGGAUCAACUGAACUUCGACCUUCAGGACCUGGAGAGAUGGCGCGAUCGUAUCUACGAGGCCAUUCACACCGGCGCCUACAUCAACCCCCGCGGCGAGAGGGUGCCUUUGACCGAGUUCGGCGGCGUGGACGUGCUUGGUAACAUCAUGGAGGCCAGCAUCCUCUCACCUAACCAGAAUGUAUACGGGGACCUUCACAAUCUCGGUCACGUUGCCAUAUCUUACUGCCACGAUCCUGAUCAUCGCUACUUGGAAACUUUUAGUAUCAUGGGAGAACCGGCUACCGCCAUGAGAGAUCCCAUCUUCUACAGAUUCCACGCUUUCACUGACGAUGUGUUCCUGGAGCACAAGAAUACACUUCCCGAGUACAGCCUACAGCAGUUAGACUUCCCCGGCGUAGAAAUCACGGACAUAGCAGUGCAGACUCCGAAUCAGCCGGCGAAUUUGAUUUCGACCUUCUGGACCAAGAGCGAUGUUGAUCUGUCCCGCGGUCUGGACUUCACGCCUCGCGGUCCAGUUCUCGCAAGAUUCACCCAUCUGAAUCAUGCCGACUUCACAUACAGAAUCGUCGCCAACAAUCGUAACAACGCACCGGUACGAGGGACCGUUCGUAUAUUCAUCGCGCCCAGGACGGACGAACGUGGAUUGCCCUACGUCCUCAGGGACCAGAAGGAGCUCAUGAUCGAGAUGGACAAGUUCACUGUAUUACUGAAGCCGGGAUCGAAUACUAUCGAGCGUAAAUCAACGGAAUCUUCGGUAACUAUACCGUUCGAAAGGACGUUCCGCAAUCUCGAAGAGAACAGGCCAAUCGGCGGCGAUAGCCUGGACCAGUUCAACUUCUGCGGGUGUGGCUGGCCGCAGCACAUGCUGGUACCUAAGGGCAAGGAGGAGGGAUUCCCGAUGGACCUCUUCAUCAUGAUAUCCGAUUACACCGGUGACGCGGUGGAGCAGGACGAAUCGGCCGGAUGCAAGGACGCGGUGAGUUUCUGCGGCCUGCGGGACCGCAAGUAUCCAGACGCGCGGCCGAUGGGCUAUCCGUUCGAUCGUAGACCCCGCGCUGGCGUGGAGACCCUGGCCCAAUUUCUGACCGGCAAUAUGGCAGUCGCGCAGAUCAACAUCCGUCAUACGGACACCGUGCAGCCGCGAGUGCGAUCCGGAAGUAUGAGCAACACCCUCACCUUCGCCUGAUCCCGAUGAUUGACCGGCCGACCAAACGCGGAUCGCUCGUACACCUCCGCCGAGAAUUUCAGCUUCUCCUACCGCACAUUUCCCAGUAACGAUCCUGUAAUAUCCGUCGUAGAAUCGCGACUGAUUGCGUGGAAGCGCGACACGUUUCCCAUCAUAAUCCAUAUCCUCGGAUGGCGAGCGUUAGAAUGACGACGGUGGGACGGGGGCGGAUAAAAAGCCGGAGGUAGGCGAAACGCUAUUUCCAUAUCUCAAUGACAAAAGAUUAUCCGAGGGACAAGAGAGAGAAAGAGAGAGAGAGAUUUUUCGUGUUCAGGAAUGCAGAAUCUUGUGCGUUUUAAUCACCAAAAUUCCCACAUGAUACCGCGAAAUGGAUUCUCGCUGGUUCUCUGAUGGUUAAAUUUUACUGGAAUUGCGACUAUCUUGUACAACUUAUCUUCUUUAAUCUUGAAAUAUUUUAUAGAUAUUUUUGUACUCAAAUAUUUUCCCUCUCUUAGCCGCUUUAUUUCAACAGCCGCUAAUAUAAAUACAUCUAGCGAGUUAUCUAUGUAAAUGAAUUGACAUAUAUUGCUAUUUUUAUUUUAAUUUUAUAAAUGUUUUGUUAUGAAAAAGAGCUCUUGUAAGCCGCGCGUUUGAAUAUUCUCUUGAACGAUCUUGUAGAAGCAGUUUUAUUUACGAUUUCAUAAUUUUGCGCAUCCACGGGCAAUGAGUACCGCUUAACAAAUUGUAUUUUUGCGUGAAAACGGGAACAAAGACGUGUCCCGAACGUUCAAGCGAAGCUUUUCCCGUCUUCUUUCUCUCGUUUUUUGCAUUAAGGGAACUAGAUUGUAGGAAGCAAAUGUAAAAAGCAAAAAAAGAUAAAAAUAAAGUCUAUGCAAAUUA